Gekko japonicus is the source of this 4076-nucleotide messenger RNA. It is a transcript of the gene TUBGCP5, whose product is annotated as tubulin gamma complex associated protein 5. Gene Ontology annotation, biological process: cytoplasmic microtubule organization; mitotic cell cycle; meiotic cell cycle. The transcript is spliced from 23 exons. Gene Ontology annotation, molecular function: gamma-tubulin binding; microtubule minus-end binding. Gene Ontology annotation, cellular component: spindle pole; centrosome; gamma-tubulin complex. Bases 74 to 3163 code for a protein of 1029 amino acids. The record is from RefSeq and is a predicted model, not a curated record. NCBI's taxonomy places the organism in Eukaryota, Metazoa, Chordata, Lepidosauria, Squamata, Gekkonidae.
CGGUUUGUUAUAUUAUAGGAAAGCUGCCUCGGACAGCCUUUACCUGGUAUCGUGUCCCCCCUUCUGGUCGGUGAUGGCGGCGGCUAUGACAACGACACCCCCGGCACACUGGCGCCGCUUCGAGCAGGAACAAGACCUCACCGUGCGAGAGUUGAUACGGCGGAUAACCGGCCUGAGCGAGCGGAGCGACGAAGAGCUCCCCGGCCAAUUCCAGGCAGCGUUGAAUUUCGCCUGGUCGAACUUCAGAUUUCAUCAAUUUCUUGAUGUCAGCAGUCACAAAAUAGAGAAGGUAGUAGAUGGGAUUUAUGAAAAGCUGAUUGUUCAUUCAGACCUCACUAAAGCUGCAAGCUGGAAGAGAUUAGUAGAAGAAUUCCUGAAUUCACCUUUUCUAACCCCUGAAGGAACAAAGACAAACACCCAUUAUGCCAUACUCUCCCUUCUGUUGUGCCUGUCAGAGUCCCCUUCCAAUACCAGCUAUUCUGAAAAACCAAGAGAGAAAGAAGUGGAAAAAGAAGAAUUUGAUUGGGGAAAAUACUUGAUGGAAGGUGAAGAACUUGACUUUGGUCCUGAUGUCGAAACACCGGAAUGGUCUGACAUAAGUGAUGAUGAUAAUGAGCCUUUGAGCAGGGAAGACUCUGGCAUUCAAGUGGACAGGAUGCCACACGAAGAUCAAAGCAAGAAGGCUGUGUCUCAUAUCACUUGGAAAGGUGAACCUGAUGCACGUACUUGGCUGCAGCAGCAUGUAGUUCCCCAGUACUGGACUGGCAGAGCAAUUCGUUUUUCCCAUAGUCUGCAUUUUCAUUCCAAUUUAGCAGCUGUAUGGGAGCAGCACUUGUAUAAUAGCGAUCCUCUGUAUGUGCCAGAAGAGAGAAUACUUGUCACUGAAACACAGGUGAUUCGUGAAACCAUCUGGCUUCUUUCUGGUGUUAAAAACCUCUUUAUAUUUCAGUUGAAUGAAGGAAAGAUUACUGUGAGAAAUGAUAUCAUGGUAACCCAUUUGACCCAUAAUUCCUUAAGAUCAAUGCUGGAGCGGAUAGCAGCGUAUGGUCAAGUUGUAUUUAGGCUACAGAAGUUCAUUGAUGAAGUGAUGGGUCACAGCUCAGAAAACGUAAUACCUGGAAUCAUUUCCACUCCCAAGAAAAGUGCAGAAGCCCCAUUUAGAACCUAUCAAGCUUUCAUGCUGGCUCUCUAUAAAUAUUUCAUUCGUUUCAAAGAAGAACUUACUGAAAUUGAGAAGUGCAUUAUCCACAAAGACACAACAAUCACUCUUUCCAUAGUCAUAGAUAAAUUGUCACAUCGUCUAGCACAGCUGAAGGUACUUCAUAAAAUUUUUAGCACUGGUGUUGCAGAAGUACCACCUGACACUCGAAAUGUUGUAAGAGCAUCCCAUCUGCUUAAUACACUGUACAAAGCUAUUCUCGACUACGACAACGUUGGAGAAGCCUCUGAACAAACAGUAUCCCUUUUAUUUUCUCUCUGGGUUGAAACAGUAAGGCCAUAUUUACAGACGGUGGAUGAGUGGAUUGUCCAUGGUAACUUGUUUGAUCCGGCUAAGGAAUUUAUAAUUCAGAGAAACAAAAAUGUUCCAGUUAACCAUAGGGACUUCUGGUAUGCCACUUACACCCUGUAUAGCGUGUCUGAAAAGACUGAGAAUGAAGAGAAAAUGAGCGAUAAUGCUAGUGCCAGUUCUGGCAGUGAUCAAGCGCCUUCAUGCAGGCAGCACACCAUGGUCUCCUUUCUAAAACCAGUGCUAAAGCAGAUCAUCAUGGCUGGAAAGUCCAUGCAGUUGUUAAAGAACUUGCAAUGUGCAGAUGGAUCUUCACAACAGGCGGCAUCAAGAGAUGCAGAAAGGAAGAGCUUGUAUACGUUGUUUCUGGAAUCUGUCCAGUCGCGGCUGCGGCACGGGGAGGAACCUGUUCAGGAAGUUAUUACAGAGCAGCAGGCAACCAAACGGAGUCUAAUAAAGAUGCAGUCCAUUGCAGAAAGACACUUGGAGUUGGAUGAUGUUCACGAUCCCUUGCUGGCCAUCAAUUUUGCAAGAUUGUAUUUGGAACAAAGUGACUUUCACAAGAAGUUUACUGGCGACGAUGUUUGUGUGGAUAGAUCCUCUGAAUCAGUUACAUGCCAAACAUUUGAACUGACAUUGAGGUCCUGCCUUUAUCCUCACAUAGACAAACAAUAUCUGGAAUGCUGUGGACAUUUAAUGCAGACCUUGAAGAAAGAUUACAGGCUGGUAGAAUAUUUGCAAGCAAUGAGAAACUUUUUCUUACUUGAGGCUGGUGAUACCAUGUAUGACUUCUAUACAACUAUUUUUGAUAAAAUAAGAGAGAAGGAUACAUGGCAGAAUGAGACAUUCCUUAAUGUUCAGCUCCAAGAAGCUGUUGGACAACGUUACCCAGAAGACAGCUUAAGGCUGUCUAUAUCGUGUGAAAAUAUUGAUGUUGCCAAGAAGAAACUUCCUGUUCAUACCUUAGAUGGUUUAAUACUGAGUUAUAAGGUCCCCUGGCCUGUGGAUAUCGUUAUAAGUGUAGAGUGUCAAAAAAUUUAUAACCAAGUGUUUCUCUUGUUGCUGCAAAUCAAGUGGGCCAAAUAUAGUUUGGAUGUGUUAAGAUUUCAUGAGCUAGUCAGUGCAGCAGAAAAGCCCCAGUGUAAAGGAGGAGUGACUUUAUUUGAACAAGACCCACUUCCACAGUUUGGAUCCCAAGCAGAGCCCAUUAAACAACAAACUCAUCGCAUGUUCCUUCUAAGGAUGAAACUCAUGCAUUUUGUUAACAGCCUGCACAACUAUAUAAUGACUAGGAUUCUUCACAGUACAGGUUUGGAGUUUCAGCAUCAGGUAGAAGAAGCAAAAGAUCUAGAUCAGCUGAUUAAAAUUCAUUAUAGAUACCUGUCUACAAUUCAUGAUCGUUGCUUGCUGAGAGAAAAGGUUAGCUUUGUGAAAGAAGCUAUCAUGAAAGUACUGAACUUGGUAUUGAUGUUUGCAGAUCGUUGGCAAGCUGGCUUGGGAGCUUGGAAGAUGGAAUCCAUAACGAAGAUGGAAUCAGAUUUUAAAAACUGCCAUAUGUUCCUUGUGACGGUGCUAAACAAAGCAGUCUGUAGAGGCUCUUUCCCACACUUGGAGUCUUUAGCCUUAUCGCUCAUGGCUGGAAUGGAACAAAGUUAGCAAAACACAGACUGCAACUUAUUCCUAACACUGUGGUCAUUCAAUCGUGACCACUCACUUGAAGUAUCUUUUAAUCUGGGUGAUUACAGGACUGCAAUUUGUACAUUAGAAUUUACAUACUUGUACAUAAACGGACAGAUAUGUGUUUCUGCUAAAAUGGUAAAAUGUUUUUCAUGUAUAUAAAAUACAGUAAUGGCGCAACUAUUUUAUAUCAUUUAUUUCUGCAUUGCUAAAUGUUAAUUAUGUCACUGUUUCUGCUGUCCUUUUUGAACAACAAAACAAUAAAACACAAACUAUUUUAAAAGGGUUCCCUGAACCUAAUGGUGUGCAUAGGCCACAGUCUGUCCCUCAAUGCAAUUAAAAUAAUGCAAUUACAGUAAUCCGUCAGCACUGGAUUGCAUUCAUUUUCUUUUCUCCAAGAUAUAAUUGUAUUUCAGCUGCUCUAGAUGUAAUUGUAUUUCAGUUGUUCUGAAAUUCCCACAGCUCCAGCAGCUAUAACAAAAGGUACCAUUCUACUGAACAAUGAUUUCCAAGGAAAGGAAUGGGUAUUGGCACAGGAGUCAUGUUUUAUGCCAUGGUUAUCUUCUCGUAUAAUGUAAAUAACAACCGCAAAAUGUCCAUAUUUAAAUGCUGUAAACUGCGAAAAGUAUAAGUGUGUGAUGUAAUGGAUUGUGCAAAUAUUAUUCAUUUACAUAAUGUGUUUACAAUAUGCCUUUCUCACAGGCCUGGAGUGUUUUAAAAUUAAAAGCCAACAAUAAAUACAACAAAAACCAUUCAACAAAUGUUCAGCAACUUUUCCUAUAGUCCAAAUGUAUUUAUACUUUGCUUAUUAUGGGUGCCUGGCAAAAGUGACCUACAGUGCUGUCCUGUGAGAGUUACGCCGUUGAAAUCAAUGGUCUUAAAUUGGAGUAAC